Molecule: messenger RNA, 2700 nt
Organism: Fraxinus pennsylvanica
Lineage: Eukaryota; Viridiplantae; Streptophyta; Magnoliopsida; Lamiales; Oleaceae
Source: the annotation of a GenBank genome assembly
AUGGGGUCAAUUAGUGGGGAUAGUGCCGCAGGAUCAGAAUUGGAUGAUUCAAAUGCACAUGAAGAGAAAAUCUUUGUUUCGGUCAGAUUGAGGCCUCUGAAUGAGAGAGAAUUGGCGAGCAAUGAGGUUUCAGAUUGGGAAUGCAUCAACAAUACGACUAUUAUAUUCAAGAAUAGCCUACAAGAGCGUACACUGCUUCCAGCUGCCUAUACUUUUGAUAGAGUAUUCGGGUGUGACCGUCCCACUAAACAGGUGUAUGAUGAAGCAGCAAAAAAGGUUGCACUUUCUGUUCUAAGUGGUAUCAAUUCAAGUAUUUUUGCAUAUGGUCAGACGAGCAGUGGAAAGACAUACACCAUGUCUGGUGUUACAGAAUGCGCAAUUGUAGAUAUAUAUGACUAUAUAGACAAGCACUGUGAAAGAGAAUUUGUGUUGAAAUUCUCUGCCAUGGAGAUUUAUAAUGAAUCAGUAAGAGACCUUCUCAGCACAGAUAGUGCUCCACUCAGACUUCUUGAUGAUCCAGAGAGAGGGACUAUGAUUGAGAAACUUUCAGAGGUGACUUUAAGGGGCUCAGACCAUCUAAGGGAGCUCCUCGCAGUUUGUGAAGCUCAAAGACAAAUAGGAGAGACCACUCUUAAUGAAACGAGCUCAAGAUCUCACCAAAUUCUACGCUUGACUGUUGAAAGUUCUGCUCGGGAAUAUUUAGGCGCUGCAAAUUCAAGUGCACUAACAGCUUCAGUGAGUUUUAUUGAUCUUGCCGGAAGUGAAUGUGCUUCUCAGACAUUAUCAGCUGGCACAAGACUAAAAGAAGGUUGUCACAUAAAUCGCAGUUUGCUAACCCUCGGGACAGUUAUUCGCAAAUUAAGCAAAGGAAGAAAUGGGCACAUACCAUACAGAGACUCCAAGCUAACCCGCAUACUACAGAACUGUUUGGGAGGCAAUGCUAGGACUGCCAUCAUUUGCACCAUGAGCCCUGCUCACAGUCAUGUCGAGAAGUCAAGAAACACACUCUUGUUUGCUAGUUGUGCAAAGCAAGUCAAUACUAAUGCACGUGUGAAUGUCGUAAUGUCGGAGAAAGCAUUAGUCAAGCAGUUACAGAAAGAACUAGCAAGACUGGAGAACGAGUUGAAAAGUUUAAGAUCACUUGCUGCCUCAGGCGAUUCUGCAUCAGCACUGAAAGAGAAAGAAAUGCUUAUCGAAAAGAUGGAUAAAGAGAUGAGAGAAUUAACUCAACAGCGUGACCUGGCUCGCUCUCGUGCCGAGGAUCUGUUACAUACUGGGGGAGAAUAUCAAAUUCCAAAACCAUGGGGUGAUAACUAUGAGAAACGUUCUUCGGCAGAUGAAUAUUCAGCAUCCGAAGCAUCAGAGAUAAUUGAUACUACUCGUUCUGAUGUUGCAUCCAUGACAUCUCAUUUCUCUGAUCGAUGGGAAGGCCUCAACUCAAACAAGCUUGAAGAACCGUUCUUCGAGAAUUCUGAAAUGCAAUUUCUGUCAGAUGACACCUCCCCGAGAUUAUAUAUUGAUAAAUAUUUUGGUCCUGAUCCAUGUAAAGGCUGGGAGAAGAUUGCUCAAGAAACUAAUAAGAAUUACGAAGAUAACUGCAAGGAAGUUCAAUGUAUUGAAAUUGAUGUCUCCAAGAGAAAUACGAUAGCAAGCACACUGCUAUCCACAUUUAUAGGAGAACAAGAUUCAGGACAAUCUCCUUGUUCAUCUGACGAAGAAAUAUCUGAUCAGGGAAGUGCUGAUGUACCAAGGAGCAAAAGUUGUACAGCACUCCCAAUGUCAAUGCAAAAAUCUCCCAGUUCUGAGUUCACAAAAGAAAAUGAAAGCAUGUUACCAGAUGAAUUUGAGAAAGAAUCUCCAGAAAGACAGGAUGAUAAUCAAGGAAAGCUUUCUAAAAUAGAGCCAACUAAUGACGAAGAUCUAUGCAGAAAAGAUUUGGAAAGUUCAAUCACUGCUGACUUUAUGAAUGCGAAGGAAGAAAUCAUCAGGAUACUGGUUGAAGACUGUAUAGCCUAUAAACAAACCUGUGAGACGGGACCGGAUGAAAUGAUCGAGCCUAAGUCUCAGACGCAAUUUGUGGAUAAUUUGGAUCUUGAGGAUGAAAAAACUUCCAAAGAACCAGAAAAACCUACAGAUGACGGCUCCAAAAAAGAUCAGGAUAUACAGAAACCUACUUCUGAUUGGAGUACAGAAUUCGAGAGACAAAAGAGAGAUAUAAUUGGACUUUGGGAUGCUUGCGACACCCCAUUAGUUCAUAGAACUUACUUCUUGCUGCUCUUUAAAGGAGAUCCAUCAGAUGCUGUUUACAUGGAGGUCGAGCUUAGACGGUUGUCAUUUCUCAAGAAUAAAUUAUCUACCGGUCAAGUUUCCGCAAAGUCCUCAAGAGCUCUGAACCGGGAGAGAGAGAUGCUUAGCAAGCAGAUGCUAAAGAAAUAUUCAACAAAGGAGAGAGAAGUUCUAUUCCAAAAAUGGGGCAUUAGCCUAAAAUCAAAGCACAGAAGGCAUCAACUAUGCCACCUGCUGUGGACGGAUGCAAAAAAUAUGGAGCAUAUAAACGAGAGUGCUGCUAUUGUAGCAAAAUUAGUAGGAUUCAAGGACGGAAACCACGUCCCAAAAGAAAUGUUUGGACUUAGCUUCUCUCUAAAUCCAAUGAAUCUCAAGUCCUACAGUUGGAGACACAGCUUUCCUUCCAUGAUAUAA